UCUUACCUACGCAAGUACGCAUAUACACUGUGAAGCGUAAACACGCCAGUGAUUGAGUUUGUAUCCAAUGGAAGUUUAUAUGUCAAAGCGUCGGAAGUGUACUUUAGUGCUUUAAUUUAAUGUGACGAAAGAAUAUGUGAUGUUGUCCUCGCUUGGCGUUCUGUAUUAAAACAGUAAUUUACUUGUUUUCGAAUUCUUGGGAAGUCACAAGGACAAGUUUGAAAAACAAGAGGAUAGGAGAAAGUUUAGUGCGUCGUCACAGGAAGGUUUACAAAUGACAUCGGUUGAUUCUGGCGUUGAAACUGGCAAUGACAGUAAUGAUAGUUGUGCGACACAUGAUCCACAGUCACCAACACUUGAAAUAACCCCAGCAAAAUUAAUUACGACGACUACGACCGACAUACAACAGACCCUUACUGUGUGUCAAACAGCAGUCGACAAAUCAUGUUCGACGACGGAUCAUGAUAUCCAGUUUCCACUAGUCAGGAUAAAGCCAGAUGACAAGGUUGUAAAUUUCCUGCUCCCUCUUCAAAGACCAAUUCCUGGAAUCGAUCCACCAGCUGGACUCACAUUCUGUAAUGUACAGCGCACAAGCCUUGGUCUUGGAAAUGGUUAUGAAGUGGUCAGGGCUGAGAACAAAGGUUAUGAUCUGACAGCUGUGUACCAGAAAUUUGAACUUCAGAGGAAACUCCGAGCUGUGCGGUGCAGGCUGAAGACUACUCGUGAAGCGUGGUUGCAGUUUAAAGGACCUCUCAAUGAGCGGAAGUUAAGACAUGCAUGCUCCACAAACAAUUUAGAUUUGGUUCAAGCCUUACUUGACAUGGGCGUCAACCCGAACUGUUACGAUGAUCAGCGCAGAUCACCAUUACAUCUUGCUGCAUGCCGCGGAUACGCCGAUGUUGUGAAACUACUACUAGACAAAGGAGCAAACCCUAAUCAGAGAGAUUCUCUUGGAAACACGCCUCUCCAUCUGGCUGCAUGCACAAACAAUUUGAGUGUUGUCACACUCCUGCUGAAGGCUGGAACUGAUGUAAGUUCGUUGGACUUGUUUGGACGAAAUCCAUUGCAGCUUGCUCAGGCAAAGCUGAAAUUGCUACAAAGAGGAAGUGACAAUGAAGAUUCAAAAUUUAUUAAAGGCGAAGUGCAAAAGGUCAUAGACAUGAUGAUGGCAUAUCUGCAAAAGAAAGGCCAACAAAUGGAAAUGGAGCUUUUAACUGCAUUCUCAUCCCGUGUGACCCUAAGCAACUCAAAAGAAGAAGUUGAAACUGAUGUGCGAGACUUGUUGGCGAGUCUUAACAAUUUGACCUUGGAUACAAAGAAAUGAUUAUUUUUGAAGAAGGCAGCUUGUGAUUUUGAUGAAGUCAAUUUUAGAUAUUUGGAUGUGUGACAGUGCGUAUAAAAUUUUCUGCAUACUUUCUCUAUUUUUAGUAUCUGUACUUAUAAUAGUGGCUGCUAUAGGAUUGAGUACCUCUUCUGUUCCUUGAUAGUCCACACUAAAUAAGAAUGUGGUUGUGAAAGAUGAACUGACAUUAUCAAGCAGUUGUCUUAUAUUUUUAGCUAGUUUCAUGAUUUUAGUAUCCUGCUGCAUAAGGCAGGUAGCUUGUGAAACAGUCAAGUAACUUAGGUAAGUAGAUUUAUUUUCAAAAAAAUAAAAAAGUAAGGACAGGAUCGGUUUGCAUUUGUUGCAAACUCACUCAAUGAUAUUAUCAAUAUGACUGAUACUGCAGUAUUGUUGUAUAUCUAAAGGACAUGAUACUUAUUAUACUUGGAGUGUUAAUCUUCACUGCCGCUCUUUGUAUGUGUGUGUGUUGUGCAUUAUAAAAAGAUUUUCAUACUAA
This is a messenger RNA of Schistocerca serialis cubense, 1838 nucleotides long. RefSeq names its product ankyrin repeat domain-containing protein 54-like. Gene Ontology annotation, cellular component: cytoplasm; nucleus. The record is from RefSeq and is a predicted model, not a curated record. The coding region runs from base 275 to 1324 and encodes 349 amino acids. The transcript has 7 exons. Gene Ontology annotation, molecular function: protein binding. Lineage: Eukaryota; Metazoa; Arthropoda; Insecta; Orthoptera; Acrididae.